This is a messenger RNA of Mizuhopecten yessoensis (Yesso scallop), 9941 nucleotides long. RefSeq names its product heat shock factor protein-like. NCBI's taxonomy places the organism in Eukaryota, Metazoa, Mollusca, Bivalvia, Pectinida, Pectinidae. Gene Ontology annotation, biological process: regulation of DNA-templated transcription. The transcript has 14 exons. The record is from RefSeq and is a predicted model, not a curated record. Bases 56 to 1627 code for a protein of 523 amino acids. Gene Ontology annotation, molecular function: sequence-specific DNA binding; DNA-binding transcription factor activity.
CAAUUGAGUAAUGAAUCUGCACUGCAAGCAGUGAUGUUGUUGAAAAAGGAAUAAAAUGCACAGUUCCUCCGGGAUGUCAUCAUCAAACGUUCCAGCCUUCUUAACGAAGCUUUGGGCUCUCGUUGAAAACCCAACAUGCGACGACCUAAUAUCCUGGGAUCAGACUGGGAACAGUUUCCAUGUUUACGAGCAAGCAAGGUUUUCAAAAGAAAUCCUCCCCCUGUACUUCAAACAUAGCAAUAUUGCUAGCUUUAUUCGUCAACUCAAUAUGUAUGGCUUCCGUAAGGUGGUCCAUAUUGAUACUGGUCUGAAGACAGAGAAAGAUGAUGUGGAAUUUCAGCAUCCAUACUUCAUUCGGGGUCAAGAACACUUGCUGGAAAACAUAAAGAGAAAGAUCAGUGGGACGGUGCCAAUAGUGAAGACUGAGGCUCCAGAUGUACAAAAUGAUGUGGGUAAAGUUCUGACAGAGGUGGUGGUCCUCAAGGGCAAGCAGGAAACCAUGUCGAGUCGAUUGGACACUGUUAAAAGGGAGAACGAGUUGCUGUGGAGAGAGGUGGCUUCCUUAAGACAAAAACACAUCAAACAACAACAAAUUGUAAACAAGUUGAUUCAGUUCCUGGUACACUUGGUUGGGGGUAACCGUGGUCUGUCUGGAAUGAAGAGGAAGAUGGGCAUGCCUCUGAUGAUUGGUGAUUCAGAGGAACCAUCUAACAAACUGGCCAAGUACAGCAAGAGUAUGCAGUCUGUGCCAGCUAAGACUGCCCAGAAUUACUCUGUACAAAGUCCCCAAUCCCAGUCAAAGGACUUUGAUGACCAGGGUUCAGGUGUCAUCAUCCAUGAUGUGACCGAGAUGGUCAAGAAGGACACCGCGACUGCAGCCCCAGUAGGUGGACUCACAAAUGUGAACCCAGUGGAAGAGGCCAGUACAUCUGCACUCAGACUCAUGCCUGAGGAUCUCUCCCUGCCUGAGGAUAUCACCAACCUGACUUCUGAUCUGGUUGAUAAUAUGGCAAUGUUUACUGAGGGAAUGUACCCAGAUAUAAGUGGAAUCUCAACUGACGCAUUAUCAGAAGUGAUAUCAAGAAGCACCGGGCAGGCAAAGUCAAGUGAUGCUGAAGAAGAGAUAAAUCAGACACCACUCAGCAUUUCAGUCAACCAUGUAUCUAACAGCUCUAAUGUAGCCCCACAAAAUCCUCCCGUCCACACACUCAGUAGACAGCCUUCUGUGUCGGAGAUGUCCGAGCACCUGGACAGCCUGCAGUUUGAUAUUGACAGUCUGAAGGAUGUACUGUGUGGGGGCCAGUACAGUGUUGACCCUAACUUCCUAUUGGGGUUAUUUAAUCCUGAUUCUCCACCAGUUACCAUCAGUCCUGAAAUGUUUUCCGGGGAAGCAGGUCCUGCACUUUCUAAGGAGGAGGAGGAUCCAUCCAAGUCCAAUUUUAUUCUAGGUAAUGAGGUGAUACAGUACAAGCCAUCAGAUGAUGUGAUUCCAGACCUAUUUGACCUGGCUGAUCUGUCCCAAGCAGAGGAUGAUCCGCUGAGUAACUCCUCUGUGGACUGUUUCAAAUCAAAAGCCCUCGAGACUCCUACCGUGCAAGUGUCAUCAGACGAACUUGAUAUUGAUUGACAAUAUGAAAACUGUGAUCUUGUUAAUUUUUGUACAGGUCUCAGAGAGACAAAUAUUUACCUCGUGGACACAUUCUGAGGGUCGUGAUGUUUGAUAUGACAGUCUCCUUUAUAAAAGCAGUGGCGCUGGCUGAAAUAGACUGAUUUUCUUAUCACAGACAUACCAGGUAUCUUGGUUAUAAAUGUUGUCUCCAAGCAAAUAUUGGAUCUUAAUAAGUGAGGUUGUCUCCAAACAAACAUUUGCUCCCAACUAUUAAGGUCACCUUUAAAUAAACAAUAGAUCUUAGCUAGUGAGGUCAUCUUGAAACAAUUCUCGAUCCUAACUGUUGAGAUUUUGUCAUUACAAAAAGUUGGGUCCUACCAGUGGAAGUCAUACCCAAACAAAUGGUGGAUCAUAGCUAAAGGUCAUUGUAGCAGUGGAUCUAGAUAUAUGUCAUUGUAGCAGUUGAUCAUAGCUAUAGGUCAUUGUAGCAGUGGAUCUAGUUAUAGGUCAUUGUAGCAGUGGAUCAUAGCUACAGGUCAUUGUAGCAGUGGAUCAUAGCUACAGGUCAUUGUAGCAGUGGAUCAUAGCUUUAGGUCAUUUAAGCAGUGGAUCUAGAUAUAGCUCAUUGUAGCAGUGGAUCUAGAUAUAGGUCAUUGUAGCAGUGGAUCUAGAUAUAGGUCAUUGUAGCAGUGGAUCUAGAUAUAGGUCAUUUAAGCAGUGGAUCAUAGCUAUAGGUCAUUUAAGCAGUGGAUCUAGAUAUAGGUCAUUGUAGCAGUGGAUCUAGAUAUAGGUCAUUGCAGUGGAUCUAGAUAUAGGUCAUUUUAGCAGUGGAUCUAGAUAUAGGUCAUUGUAGCAGUGGAUCUAGAUAUAGGUCAUUGUAGCAGUGGAUCAUAGCUACAGGUCAUUGUAGCAGUGGAUCAUAGCUAUAGGUCAUUGUAGCUGUGGAUCAUAGCUAUAGGUCAUUGUAGCAGUGGAUCUAGAUAUAGGUCAUUGUGGCAGUGGAUCUAGAUAUAUGUCAAUGUAGCAGUGGAUCUAGCUAUAGGUCAUUGUAGCAGUGGAUCUAGAUAUAGUUCAUUGUAGCAGUGGAUCUAGCUAUAGGUCAUUGUAGCAGUGGAUCUAGAUAAAGGUCAUUGUAGCAGUGGAUCUAGAUAUAGGUCAUUGUAGCAGUGGAUCAUAGCUAUAGAUCAUUGUAGCUGUGGAUCAUAGCUAUAGGUCAUUGUAGCAGUGGCUCUAGAUAUAGGUCAUUGUAGCAGUGGAUCUAUAUAUAGGUCAUUGUAGCAGUGGAUCUAGAUAUAGGUCAUUGUAGCAGUGGAUCUAGAUAUAUGUCAAUGUAGCAGUGGAUCUAGCUAUAGGUCAUUGUAGCAGUGGAUCAUAGCUAUAGGUCAUUGUAGCAGUGGAUCAAGAUAAAGGUCAUUGUAGCAGUGGAUCUAGAUAUAGGUCAUUGUAGCAGUGGAUCUAGGCUUUUGAAGUUAUCCCUAAACAAAUGAUGCAUCUAGGAUAAAGGUCAUCUCCAAACAAGCAAUAGACCAUGGCUAUUGACUUUGUAUCUGAAAGAAAAUCGAUUUUAGCAAUAAGUCAUCUACAAACAAAUGAUUGAUCUUAGCUAUUGACUCUAUAUUUGAACAAAUAAUGGAUCUUGGAAAUAGAUCAUCUGUGAAACAAUUAUGGAUCUUAGAUAUUGAAAUAUUCUCCAUACAAACAAUGGAUCUUAGCAGUAGGAUGUGUUUACACAAAUAAUGGAUCUUAAUGGUUGAGGCUUUCUCCAAACAAAGAACUUUAGCUACUGAGAUUGUUUCUAAACAAACAAUGGAUCUUGACAAUAUGUCAUCUUCCAAAAAUAUUGGAGCUUAUCUUUUGAGUUGUUCUCCAAACAAUGCAUUUUAGCAGUGGGCUAUUGGCAAACUAAAAACUAUCUUUACUACUAAGGUCAUCUUCAAACAACAUUGGAUCUGAGCUGGUCAUGUCCUAACAAACCAUGGAUCUUGGUUAUUGAAGUGAUUGGGAAGUGUUGGGUCUGACCUGUAAAUGUCAUCUCCUGGCAAACAAUGGACUAAGCAAUGGGUCAUCUUCAAACAAACAAAAAUCAAUUGAUGUAUUGAAGUAACUCCCAAAUAAACAUGGAUGGUAGAAACAGGUCGUCUCCAAAAGAUGGAUCUUAAGCUAUUAAGGUCGUCUUCAAGCAGCUAUUUGAUCUUAGCAAUAUAUCAUCUCCAAGCAAACAAUAGGUCUAAGCUAUACGCCGCCUCUAAACAAACAGUGGAUGUUGGCUAUUGAGGUCAUAUUGAGAGUGAAGUCUUCGGUUGGGUGAUCUUAUUUUAAGAAAAGUAUGUGUUUAGGGUUAAGCAUUGGGCGAAUGCUCACAGAAUGCAAGUUAGAUUCAAGGUGAUAUAAAAGUUACGUAUGUAUGAGGUGUCUAGUCGCUAACAUGUACAAAUGUCGGGCUUGUUUAACCGUAAUGUGAACGUAAAAUCUAGGGCAGUUGGAUCUAGGAAAAUAACUUAUAAUUAGUCCACAACCAGAACUAAUAGAAAGUUUUAUAGGUUUGCGAUCUGUCCGUCUGUCAGUCUGUCUGUCUGAUUGCUUCUUAGUUGUUUGGGGCAUAUCUUGUAUAACUGUUCACACUUUUGCCAAAUUUUGUUUGCAGGUAACUCAUUAGAUGAUAGAAAUAAGUUUUUGUGCCCUACCAUAUAUACAGAGUUACAGGUUUUCAGAUAAUUUUUGGUACCUUUCUUGAGGUGGGGGACUAUGCAUUACUUGCAAUACUCUGCCUGGUUAUUACAUAUAUAGAUGUAUAAACAUUGUGAGUCAACUGCCAGUAAUACAAAAAAGCUAGAAAUCAUUUUUUAAGUUUGACUAUUGUUAUAGUUUCUGGGUUCCUGUUCACUGCUUGAAAUGAAAUAAUAUAUAUACACAGCAUUUUUUAUGCCCAUCUGUGGUUGAUUGUAUUUGUCCCUCUGUCCAUGAACUGUUUCUCUACUGUACAUGCAUACAAUUACUUCCAUAAAGAUACUCAGAUUUACAUAAACUUGCGCUGUAACUGCAGUUUUACAAAGUGUAAGACAAAAUUGUUCAGCAUUGAAUAUAAUCUGUAUGAGUAAUCAACAUACUUCUGUCUGAUUGGUGGAUUCAUUUCCGUGCAAUAACAUACUUAAAUAUCGUCUGAUUUGAACAAAAAUUGCUAAGCAAUGAAAAGGGGUGUAAGGCAAAAUUUGGGAUAGAGCAAAAUCUAUGCAUCACCGAUAAGCCUUCCUUUCUGCACAAAAACUAUGAUCAAUAGCAUAGAUUUUUAUGAAACUAAUUUUUUGUAUGCCUGUCUCGACAGGACGUGUUGUAAUAUGGCUUUUUUCAUUCUCUCACCUGGCAUCUGAUUCCUUUGAAACUUGGUAGGGUUUGCCACAAUCCAAUAUGAUUAGGGAUAUUUAAUGAGACAUAUUGAUCCCAUAAUUAUUAGCCUGCCCUUGUCUAUUUUGAGCAUAACAAAUUUGUCUAUACAUUUCCCUGAAGCUUACAGUGGUUAAUCAUUGCCAUUUCUAGUUGUGCAUGUAAAUUAGACAUUUUUAUGCAAUAAGUAUUUGCAGAUCUAGAGUUACUGCCCUUUUUGUACAUUUAAAGUUGUUUAAAAAAGCUACUGUGUGUCUUACCUGUCACAUGGACCUACUUUUUGCAGACAAGUACCAUCCAUUACACUUUUCUCCAAAACCCAACUUUUUGUAAUGAUAGCGUUUACAACUAUGAAACACUGCACUUUGUUUCCACAAAUAAUUAAAAAAGGAUAGGCUAUUAUUUACCUGAUCCUUGCUGUAGUGUUUGACACGGUUUCAUCUUUGAAUGGAUUAAUGAAUUCUAGACUUCCUUAUUAUUACAGAGCCAAUUAUAUAUUAUAGACCAAUUUGUCAAGAUGCGGCUGUUAUUUGUUUCAAACCUUUUCCUUAAAGGACAAAGAAAGAGAUUAUUGUGCUUGAAUCUUGCUGUGAUGAAGGGCUUUUGCAUUAACCAAAUGCACCACUUUUGCCUACUUUCAGGGCAACAGGCCGGAGGCCAAACGUGUGGAAACCUUCUAAGAACUUUUGAACAGAACUAUGAAGCUUAAAGUCAUGAAUUUUCGCUUGGAGCUUUCUAAUUUUGUUGGAAGAAAUGACAUUGACCACUUUCAAGGUCACAAAGGUUAAAAAUGUAAAAAUUCCAUGAUUCUUAUUGCUUUCUUGAUGAGAUGGAAUGUUCAUAUGGUUAAAUGGAUGACAAACCUGCUCACAGUUAUCUGUAUAUUUACCUGGUAGAUAGAAGAAAAAUCACUAGGUGAGCGAUUCCGGGCGUUGGCUCUCUUGGUUUUACUGACAUGUGCCCAUAGUUGAUUAACACAUUUGAUAAUUACAGUAGAAUAGAGGUGUUCCUAGCUGAAGUUGCUGGAUUUUAAGAUGACGACUAUGGGGACAGUUUUGUAUAGAAAGUAUGCAAUGCGUCCCCUCAAAAUACUGGCUGGAUAGUGUAACAUCCAGAUUACGUGAGCAGUAACUUGGUCUGUUUUUGUUUAUCAGCUUCCAACUGUUUUGACCACAGCUCAUUUAUGAAAUAGGGAGAAACCUUUUCUGAUGAGCCUCGGCUGAGACUUUGAAGGCCUGCAUUAACAAUUAUAGAUCUAUAAGGUUUUACCACUGAAAAAUUGCAUUUUAAAAAUAGACAAACGGGUAAGGUCACAUACACAAAAAGGCCCCUGAUAAAAGUGACUAGACUUCACUGUAUACAUGGAAAAAUACAAAGCAUUAGUAUUAUCGAUGGAACAUUGUAGGUGAGCAAUUGUCUAGAUGCGAUACAUUUUGCUUGUAGAUUGUGUAUUUACCAAUGAACACAUAUCCUAAUUAGCCCAUACAAGACGCCAUCAAACAGGGUUCUAACGUAACUUUAUAUAUAUGGGACAAUUAUGUUUGUUUUUAUGAAAAGAACAAAGAGUACACUGUCAUUUUAUUGCGACAUCCUAGUCAAAUGAACUGGCACACCAUUUGAAAUGCCAUUGGCAAUGAUUUCUGUUACUUAAGUAACAUGAACUAUUCUUGUUUCACAAUUAAUACCAAUUCUAUGGGGUGAGUUCUCAUAUCUUUCUCUAUGCUUUUCACUUAGAAAAGAUUAUGAAGGACAAAACCCCAUUUCGUGAAAUAAUAAUUGGUACUGAAGAAGUAAUAUUUAUUGUCUCUAAUUAAAAAAAGAGACAUGUGUAGUAAUAUUCUACAUUCUGUUUAUAUAAAAAGAAAGCAAAACAAAAAACACAAAAUUGCAGUUGUUGCCUUUAUAGACUUUCUCUUAAGUUUAACCCUUCUGCAGUCCGACCUAAGUGUUGAUACUGUGGAUCAACAGUUGGGUGUCACUGACCAAUUGGUGUACGGCUUUAAUGUUUAAGCCAGUAUUUAUCUGUUGUAGAAGCUGUUGUUAUUGUUUUAACUUGUGUAUUUAAGAUUGAAAAAAAUAAUUGUUUUCAUGCUUUAUUUUUGUACUGUGAAGCCUUUUUCAAUUCACUUUGUAUAUUUUCACAUAGUAGGAAAUACAUUAAUUCAUUAUUGAUGUAUACAAAGACAUUGAUUUAUAGAGGUGAUAUUUACGUGUUUAUUACCGUCCUCAAAAUUCAAGAGUUCUGCUCUAAUUACACGUAUCUUCUCAUACACAUAUCUUCUCUGCACUGCUCAAAUUUGUUAUGACAAAAUGGAAGGCUCGUGGUAAGCUACUUGAUUGGUUUCAAAUGUAAAAUCCUGACCAAUAGCUGGUCUGAUACCUGUCCUUUGAAGGUAACAGAAGAGCAACAUACCCUUACGUCGCUGCACAAUUCUUUUGAUCCUCAUCAGAUACAAUGGACUACUAGUCUAUUUGUAUUGUAAGCAAGGUGUUUGGUAAAAAGCCUCCAAUUUUGUCAUGACAUAUUCAAGGGAUACAGGGGAAAUAUGAGUAGCCUUGGAUUUUGAGGAUGGUUCACUACAGGAAGUUAACCAAUCAAUUGUUUAGGUGGUAUGGUUUUGUAAGCAUACUUCAUUAAAUUAAAUAGUGUUUGACCAUGUCAUGCUUUGGUCGAUGGAUAAGAGAAAUAUUGAAUUGUUGGCAGGUUAUCUGUUCUCGGUUACAAAUUUAAAAAAAAAGAAUGUUGUUUACAUAGUGAGCACCAGAACACGAGUAUAAAAGUGCUGAGUAUAUGUUUAAGUAUGUCAACUGUUAUAUAUGUCACUGGAGUUGUUGGUGGAUUUACUUCAGUCACUGUGUUCUGUAAAUAGACAGUAUCUUCAUGUAGGUCACGUUUUGCAUGCGGUUUGUAAUAAUUGUGUGUGAAAGGGAGAAGGAUGUUUUUUUAAUGAACAAGUGGAAACAUGCAACUGUAACUUUUAAUCAUCAACAUUACAUAAUCAUAUUGGUUAAAGAUGACAUGACUAUUAUUAAUGCUAAAACAAAGACUUUGGAUCUGAUGUUUUAAUUAUAAUUCAUGUUUUAAUUACCAUUCAUAUCAUUAAUGAAUAUUCAUUUUUUGUUCGGAAGUUGUUUGUAGAUAAUUUUUUGUUAAAGUACAUUAAAGUAGAUUCUAUGCCAAAACUUCAGAUAGAGUUAGAGUUAAAGUUGUAUAUAUAGCUACGUAGCCAAGUUAUACAUAAUACAUGAAUAGGCCCGCCGUAAUGAAGUUAGGUGGGAUGAACUGGAAUCCUGGUGUCUGUUGAUUUGUCCGUCUGUAUAGAUUUGUCCUACAGUAUUGCAUUGAUGUCAGUUUGUACACUUAAUCAAUAUAUGCGUGAUAUUAUUUAGCCAUUUGAUUGAUUUUUUUUGACAAAUUCUGUAGAGUUAUGACCCUUCUCAUUAAAGAAAAUAUGGCUGUACUGCUUCUCUUAAAAUACUGCAUAGAUUUCACUGAACUCUUUAAAUUUUAAUAAGUUUGAAGGCAGUUGUAAUCUAUACAAUAUAGUUUUUCUUUUUGAAUUUUGUAAAUAUUAUUUAGUCCAUUACAACGGAAAGAGGAGGUGUGGGAAUAUAUAGCCUACAGAUUACAGUUCUACUUUUAGUACCUUGUUCAUGUGACAAAUGUCAUGUAUUUUACCGGAAAAGUAAGAUACAUAGACAUCAGUUCAAUAAUUAUUACCAGGUAAUUCUAAUCGGAUAGAAAACAAAUUUGAAAUAUAUGCAUUUCAAUCUGAUUUUCGCUUUAAGAAUGUUUAUAGUACCAUAUAUUUACUGCUGCAUGUUUACAAUAGGAGUAAGAGUAAAAUCAAGCAUGUUCACUGCUUGGAUGUGAAUGAAAUCUGAUGUUUGAUUCACUGUACAAAACCUUUUCUUACCUUAUAAACUUAAAAACUUUGUAAGUUGAUGUAAAAAUGUAAAAAAGUUUUGGGAAAAAGAUAGGUUCACAUUUUUAUUUGAGAAAACUAGCAGUAAAUAUCGCCUAUAAAGGUACCUGAAUUAUUUUUGUCUCAUUUCUUUUGUUACUAGGCAUCUUCAAAAGAAAAUACAAGAAACAAUUACUUAAACCAUGACUAAGGUAAUUCUAAAACUUAAACCAUGACUCAAGUACUUCUAAGAUUUAAUGCCAGAGCAAUUCCGGUUUUAAACACUAGUCUGCUUAAAGUGGCAGUAAAAUCUUUCACAGGUAAAACUUUAAGUAUUUGUUUUACAUUAAUUCUGCUUGAUCUUAGUCCAUCACAUCUAAUACUUGAAAACAGAAAUACCCUCCCCCUAAAAAAAAAUCACAAAAAAAACCGAUGAAAAAACCUGCUUUAUAACCUUUGUCCCGUCAUUGAAAUUCUUACUAUGACCUUAGUCACUUUGUACCAGGUCAUGUUAGUUUUAUUAAUGUCUCAGAAUUUGAGUUCUAAGAUGUUAACAUGUGUAAUUAUGUUAUGCUAAUACAAUGAUUAACAUGUAUUAAUGAUAUAUGUUUGGAUCAAUUUUAUGCUUUUUGUUUUAGUAUUGCAGUACAAAUUAACACAUAUAUGUUAUGAAAUAGUUCCUUGCUAUUUAGAAAGGUCUUUGUUAGCAGAGAAGGUAUUAGAAAGAGAUAGGGGUGUUUAGUUAGCAGGGAUUAUAACAAGGAACAGUACAGGACGGGAGUAUUGUCGCUAUGCAUGAAGGUGCGAGACCGAGUUGAAUGUCAGGAGAGGCGAGUGAUCCAUCUUUAGACAGGGUAUGUGUGUGUGCGCACAUGGUUUAUGAAAUUUGAAGUCAUUGCUGUCAUGCCUGAUCAUGUGUACCUGUAACAGUGUGUAUGUAUAUGUGUGUGUGUGAACAUGAAUUCAGUAACGUAAAUUAUAAGUCACAUGAGCUAUCGUGCAUAAUCAUGUAUAAUAAGCAUUUUGAAAUAAAUCACUGAAGCAAA